GGUUUAAAUAAAGCUUUGGCAGAACGCGUGGGUGAUAUUUCUGGAAGGAAGCUCCUGACACGCUGAAGUAGCACUACCCUGUUUAAAGGGAUCAUUUUGAACACACUGCGCUGAGCUUAUUUUUGUAUCUACAUUCAACUUUACGGGUAUCGAAGAAAAGACCCCUAAAAUCAUGGCAGAGAGUGACUGGGACACCGUGACUGUGCUGAGGAAGAAGGGCCCGACUGCUGCCCAGGCCAAGUCCAAACAGGCUAUCACUGCUGCUCAGAGACGUGGGGAGGAAGUCGAGACAACCAAGAAAUGGUCUGCUGGGCAGAACAAACAGCAUCUUGUGACGAAAAACACGGCCAAACUGGACCGUGAGACAGAGGAGCUGCACCAUGACAGGGUUUCUCUGGAGGUGGGAAAGGUUAUUCAGAAGGGCAGACAGGAUAAAGGCCUGACCCAGAAAGACCUGGCCACUAAAAUCAAUGAGAAGCCUCAAGUCAUUGCCGACUAUGAGUGUGGGAAGGCAAUCCCCAACAACCAAGUCAUGGGCAAGAUAGAGAGAGCAAUUGGGCUGAAGCUGCGCGGGAAGGAUAUUGGCCUACCGCUGGAGGCAAAACCCAAGAAGAAAUGAACACAAAGCCUCGAAAACAGCCCCCCCCCCCCCCCCACAAGGUCCCCUCAUUCCCUGACCCCUGUCCCAACCUCCGGCAUCCUCCCCUCGUCUCUCCCGCAUCCCUCCCUCUACCUGGGCUGAUCUCACCUGCGUCCUGCCUGAGGACCCGGUGCUCCACCGCAUCACAAGCUGCAGACUGACAAGUCAUCUUAAACACUCUCUCUACCACCUAAUCUAACAAAUGAUCGAAUGCAUCACAAACUCUGAUGUUCUGUGUCUUUCUUUUCACUCACUUCUGCUUCUAGGCUUUGGCAUGAUGAACUCAACCUUGGUGGUUGCGUUGUAAAAUCAUUAAAAAGGUGGAUUAGUUUUCAUGACCAAUCAGACUAGAUUGACUAACGUGGAUUCAGAGCAUGAUCUUAAGCCAAAAGUGCUUGACUGCAUCGUUUUCUCACACACUUCAGACAGUGGGUGAAUGUCAUUACAGUGUUGAAAUGUUUUAAUGCUGUGCUUUGUUUUGAUCUACGAAUAAAGUUUGGCAAGUCA
Cheilinus undulatus (humphead wrasse) is the source of this 1147-nucleotide messenger RNA. RefSeq names its product endothelial differentiation-related factor 1 (gene edf1). The coding region runs from base 173 to 619 and encodes 148 amino acids. Gene Ontology annotation, molecular function: DNA binding. The transcript is spliced from 5 exons. Gene Ontology annotation, cellular component: nucleus. The record is from RefSeq and is a predicted model, not a curated record. Lineage: Eukaryota; Metazoa; Chordata; Actinopteri; Labriformes; Labridae.